Messenger RNA from Lymnaea stagnalis (great pond snail), 9139 nucleotides. The record is from the annotation of a GenBank genome assembly. Lineage: Eukaryota; Metazoa; Mollusca; Gastropoda; Lymnaeidae.
CAAUUAGAAUGACCACAUAAUAAUGUUUGUAAUCGAUAUCUCACUCCCACCACUACGGUUUACACUGUUCUUUUCGGAACUACUCUUUGAGAAAGGUCUCUGACCGUCAGUUUAUUUACCAACGACAGCGUCUUCUGUUUAACUUUGUUGGAUACAUGGCUGAGUAUUUAGCUUCAAUUUUCGGAACAGAAAAGGAUAAGUGAGUAAUAUGUCCACUAUUUAAGACUUGAGUAAUGACAAUGAUUAAAAUUCAUAUAGGCUAUAUAUAACUAUAGGCCUAUUUAACUAUUUUUAAUUAUUAGCCGACUUAGCCCUAUCAUAAUGUUAGAAUGACGUCACUGAUUCACUUAGUGAAUUUGUUGACUCGACACCUAUGUCUGAUGUACCAGUACACUGAUGAGGAAAUAAAAAGUUGCUAGUAAACUUUAACUGUUGUACUAGUUUAACAUAGUCAUAGGCUCAUAUGGAAAACUGUAGCCUGGGCUCUCACUGUGUGACACAGUGUGUCCUCUGUGUAUAGUAUAUAUAUUAUAUAGUAUAGGCUUAUACUUAUAUAAGGCCCAAAAUCAGAGUCACAGGUGUGUCUGAAUACAACUAAAGACUAAAGUAUAGCUUCCAAGCCAAUGGAGAUGCAUUGGAUCUUAUUGGUUGUCCUAAGAAUAAAUUCCCCACCCCCCCCCCCCCCCCCCCUCCCCCCCCCCUUUUCUGCUUUGGGGUUUUGCUUUUUUACUAAGGCUAAAAUUAGGUACUUUGACACAAAAUUUAAAUAUUGUCUGAUUGCCAUGACUAAAAUUAAGUUUUAGAAAAUACCAAAGCCACAGCCUAAGUUUUAUUAGCUAAUAAUUUCGUAAUUGUUUCUGUUAUUUUAUGUUAAAAAAACAACAAAUAAAUAUAACAAUGUAGGCCUACUUCAAAAAUCACUUUCCAUUUAAGUUUAAGCCAUUUAUUUUGGUUUUGGCAAAGGAAGGAGGGGAUAAUAGGAUGUCAGGAAUGAGAAAGGGCUGUUAAAGACUUUGGACCAAAAUAAUUGUAAAAUUAAGGCUUAAAUUGUAAAAUUAAGGCUUACUGCUGUUUUUUUUAACAUGUCAGAGUAAACUGUUCCUUCUACUUCAAAAUUGGUGCUUGUCGACAUGGAGACAGAUGUUCUAGAUUGCACAAUAGACCCACCUUCAGUCAGGUAUCUAACACCAUCAUUUUAAAAUAAAUAUUUUCACAUAGCCAGUACAGGCAUAGAUUACAAUUAAUAAUAAUUAAUAUGUAUUUAAUAAGUCAAGGCCUAUAUACAUGACAUACUUUUUUCUUUUCUGAGAAUUUAAGUUCAAUAAGUUAUUUUAUAAAUUCAUAACUCUUAAACAAUAUAAUUUUUCAUCACUUUGACUAAGUUUUUGUUUUAAUUUAUUGGUACGGUUUCAAGCAUUCAAUGCCAUAUUCAAUUGAAAUGUACCUGGUUUGUUUACAAGAAUUUCACUGCACAUUUACAAACAGCUUUUGAAAAACAAAAACUACCUAGAUUUUUUUUUAUAUAGGACUGCUUAUAGAAUCCUUCCUUAGCAUGCAUUAAAUCUUUUACUAAAGCCCAUGUCCAUGUUGAAUAAAUUACCAAAAUCAUUUUUUAUUUUACCGGAAUUAUUGCUUUGUGUCAUUGUUUUAAAAUGAUUGGCACACAAAAAUAUAAAAAAUUGUUCCCUCUUUUCAUUCCAGACAAUCCUGCUGCAGAAUUUAUAUUUAAACCCACAAAAUGCUGCAUUAACAGCAGAUGGAUCACACAGUAAGUUGAGAUUAAUCCACCACGCAAUGGGUGUUUGUUUAGGUUUUUUUCAUAAUGGAAACCCAUUACAUUGUUAAAUUGUUCUUUUUAAAAUAUUUAAUUUUAUUGAAAAAGUUGAUUACUUGUAACUUAAAUGAUUGAUCUGCAGAUAAUUUUUGAACAGCGAUUUUAUAAUUUGUCAUAAUAAGUUUUUGGGGACGAUUGAUUUCAAUUGAUUACUUAUGAGAUGUAAAAUCCCCCCACCCCCAACCUGUCUCUUGUUUUUUUACUUUCUGAGACAUCAUCAGUGGUGACUCAUGACAUGGUGGACAAAUUUCAUUACACUAUUUUUCCUAAGCUGUCAAGACUUUAGUAGUAUGAUUAAUGAAGUAACAAAUUCCUAUGUUGUUUUUGUUUGGUUAUUUCCUAGCCUUUAAAACUUUGUUCGCCCGAUAUGUCAGGUGGCUCUCUUUUUAACAGCGGUUGAUUGCUCACAUUCUUUGAACUUUAAAUCACAAUUAACUGUGCUUGCUCUCAAGGGAUUAAAAGGGGGAGAGAGUAUAGGUCCAAUGUGUGUAUUAUGGUCUAGUCUUAAUGUUUCAAUUAAGAUAUUAAAAACAUGUUUACCAACAACAUAGGCAGUAAAUGAAAUGUAGUGAAUUGUGACAGUUUAGGUCAGGGGUCAACAACCUUUGAGUCAUUUAACAGCCAUUUUUUAAAAAUAUACUUUCUACAAACAUAUUUUGGGAGCGAUCUAAUUAUUUUUAAAAAAAUCUCUAUUUCCUUAUGAGCCAUCGUCCAUGCUUUAGUUAAGUUACUAAUACUAUUUUAGUCUUAGAUUUAUAAUUUUUUUUUUUUUUUGACAAUGAAAAGAAGAAUAUAAUUUUUUCUCAAAAGGUAAAUUUUUUCAAAUUUUAUUUAGCUUUGAUAUAAAUAAUUUUAGAAAGUGAUAGUAUGACACAUAUAUGACGGCUAGUUUCAAUGGGUACUGCUUGGCAUCAUAACUAAUGCAUGGGCACUUGAUUGACAUCAGCCAUUUGUGUAAGUGAUGCACUUUGUAAAUAAAUGGUAUCGUUCGAGCCAGAUCACUAGGCCAUUAAAUGUUAGUGUGCAGAUGAUGGUCUGCUUCUCAUAGUAGCCAUAGGAGGCGUGUUCCUCUUCAAAGAGCAAGGUUUAAAUUUUUGAGUGACAGUGGCGCUUGCUUCUAUUUCUUGAUCCGCAUAUUGUCACAAUGAUUAACCCUUUCUCCCAGUAACCCAAUAAUAAUAACUUAGGAAGUAUCAUAAAUUACCUAAAAUUUAUAAUUAGGAAAGUCAGUUCAAUUUCAAAGCUAAAAAGCUAUUUAUGCCUUAACCUUAAUUCACUAAUCAGUGCAAACCUUCUUUUAAAUUUUAUUAAUCUCUCUUAAAGACUCAAUCCAUCAGUUAUUGUAUAACUGUUCAAUAAUUCUUUAAAACUCAUUAAUCAUUGAAGUAUCAAAUGCCUUUACUAUUUCACAGAAAAAGAGCUUUUAGUCGUUAAAAGCUCAGGGUAAAUUAACUAAAUUCAUUUACUACUACCAGUACUACUUUUUGAAAAAGGUCAGCCUCUGAACUUCAUGGCCAACCGUGCUCAUUAAGCUUCCCACGUUACAAGGUUGUGAAGCAGUGUGCCUCGUAAUAUGUCCCAACAACUAAUACAUCAAAAUGGCAUUUUGAUGUGAUUGGUAUGUUAACAACCUCAACUCAACCCUUUCCGCACAAGGCAAUCAACACUGCUCUAUAACUUGGGUUUGAUGUGGAUAAAGUAAAGAUUAUAAGUACUACAUAAUCACUUGUGGUUUUCUCGGACUUGCAAGUCAUUUGACGAUUACAUUGUUUGUUUAUUAUCAAAAUUAUUUUUUCUAUUUCAUUUUUAAUAUUAUCUUUUGCAAAUACUGCUCCACCAGCUAUGAAUUUAAUUUCACUCUUAUAUUUUCAGCGAGAUGUUGGGCCACAUAUAUUUGAUCCAUUUAUAAUUAUUUCAAUUAGUCCUAUAUUGUAUAACACUAAAAUUUCUCUCUUCAUAUUUAAGCCACAGUUGAUUGAGUCUAGGCCAUGGUCCGAUCUGCUUGAGAUAUAAGGUGACUUUAAAAUAAAUUUGUAGCACGGUGCAUAUAUUUUUAGCCAAAUGUAAGCAUUCUAUACACACAAGCAAAAUUUGCUGUGCUUUAUAGAAUCCUUAUCAACAUGAUAAGUAAUAAAAGCCUUUGUAAAAUAUAUGUCUGUUCAAGCAUCUUGAAUUCAUUUACAGAACUUGUGUUUUGUUUUUUUUAAUGAAAACUGGUCCAAUUUUAAUUCUUUUUUUUUUUUUUUGUUUUUUUUUUUUUUUUUUUUUUUUUUUUUUUUUUUUUUUUUUUUUUUUUUUUUUUUUUGCAGUAUUAGUUGAUGAUAUGGAAGCUCAGCAAGAGUAUGAUGCUUUUUUUGAAGAAGUUUUCACUGAGCUUGAAGACAAGGUGGGCAUCCCAAUUUCUCUUAUAGCCCCAUUUUUGUAAAAACUUUGUCAUAUUUGUGUUAUAAUGUUAUUCACAAUAUUACAAAUUUCUUCUUUAACAUGCUGCAAAAAAUAUUGAAAGACGUUAGAUGAUGUUAAAACUUACAAAUUUUGAAAAUAAAUUUGUUUUUACAUAAUGUUAGUGAUAGUUGAAUUAAAAUAGAUUAAAGAUUUUUUAAAGGAAAAGUUGCAAGAGUAUCAGAAUUUAAAAAUUGUAAAUAAACCCUUGAUCAGCACAAUGAUCAAUGGAAAAUAAUUUCACCAUAAUGAAAUUCUGGUGUGUUUUAAUCAAUGUAGUUUGAUUUUUUUUUUAAAUUUAAAACAUUAGGGUCAGUCCUGAUAUCUAACCUUGAUAACAUCAAAACUUCUCCCAUAAAUAAAAUACUUUAUUCUCGUGGUCCCCCAAUAUCUAUUUUAAAAUGAGUAGGCUUCCAUGUAAGCAGUACUGUGAACAGGGAUGCCUCUUAGGCUGACUUUCAAGUUCUGAUGAAGGCAGUUUACCACAUCAACCGAAGCAAACUAUUCAUGCAUUAUAGGUACUGGACAUCUGGACCCAUUUUUUUGAAGCCUACAUUUUAUAUCUUUCAAAAUAUAAUGUUGGCUUCUCAGCUAAGAUUACCUAUAUUUUCAUCUCUAUGUCUCAUCACUGCUUAUUUUGCAUCAACUGUUCAGGAUCUGUAUUUUAUUAUUUGAAUGUCGUACUAUACAAUGCUGAUUUACACAGCCAUCUUGAUCCAAACAUUGAACAAACGUUUUGAAUAUGAAGUUUUCAACUUGAAUGUUUUAAGCUGCCUGUUGUUACAAAAAAAUUGCUAUACAUUAUGGUACGUCUGUGACUAAAAGAAUAUAUCAAGACAGAAAGGUCAGCAUGCCAUCUUUGUUUUUCGAUUGAAUUUGUUAGGUUUAAGCUUCCGUGAAUUGUGAUCACUUGAUUAGAAGGUUUUUACAGUCAGUAGAUUUUUCUUAUUAUUAAUUAUAAAUCAAAAGUUUUCGAGAUAAUUUUCUUAAGGCCAUUUACAGAGUUCGGUUUAAAACAAUAACUAUGGCAAACCUGAACUCUUCAUUUAUUCAUUCCCCACAUGUAAGGUUUGUGAAUUUGGAUGCCCAGUCUUGCUUUAGAAUAGAUCCUGUAUAAGAAUGAAUGUCACAAAUAAGUUUUAUUGUUGUUAGUCAGGAAUUUAGGUAUGGAUUCUCUGCUAGAAGAAUCUGCUUUAAUGUAUCAUUUUGUUGAGAAUCUCUACUAUAAUAUGUUCUAAUCUAAUAUUGACUGCAACUUAAAAAAAUGCGACUACAUCCUGAAAAUACUAAAUGGAAAGCCUGCCAAACAUGUGCAAAAUCUUCCCAUUUUUAUCCUGACAUCAAGAGCGUGCAUUGUUAUUCACUUUAUUAAGUCGAGUUUGACAACAAACUUUACUUUUAACUCGAGCUAAACUAAAUUGUUCAAAACAAAAUCACAUAAAUGUUGUGACAGUAACACAUAAAAAAUAAAUCAGUUGCUACCUUUGAUGAUAUUUGACUAUUGAUGAAUUUGUAAAAAACUGGAAAACUUUUUACAAAUAAUUCAAUUUUACAACAAACAAACAAAAAAAACAAGUUACUGACUAGUGGUUUAAAAAAGUAAAUAUCAACUUUUACUAAAUAAAACUCAGAAAGUUUAUCCAAUAAUUAUACUAGUUCUAGUUAUCUCCCAAUUAGUUUUGAAUGGUAUAGAAGACUUUAAUUUUAAUUUGCUUCACUUAUAAUUAAAAUAUUUCUUUAUAAAAAUUAAUAAUAAGUGUUGGCCAAGAUUCUAAUAUUAUAGUUUUAAUUUUUUAAACAUAAUUUAAUUGGUUUUAAAUUAUUUAUUUAUUUAUUUUCCUGAUAGUAUGGAGAGAUUGAAGAAAUGAAUGUCUGUGACAACUUGGGGGAUCAUCUAGUAGGGAAUGUGUAUGUUAAGUUUCGGCGGGAGCAAGAUGCUGAGAAGGCUGUUGCCGAACUCAACAACCGCUGGUUUAAUGGAAGACCAAUUAAUUGCGAAUUGUCACCUGUUACUGAUUUUAGAGAAGCUUGCUGUAGGCAAUAUGAAAUGGGGUAUGUGUUUGUCAGUUUUGGAUUGUAAACAAGACAGAAGCGAACUAUUUCUUCAUAUUUAUAAUUCUAAAUGAUGUCUGCUACAUAUGAAUUUAUAAAAUCAUCAGUAUAGUGAUGCAAUAGAAUAUAGUUGUCUCAUUAUCGUUUCAUACUCUAUAAUAGUUUUGGUUUACAAAGUUUUAAAAAGCUUUUGGGAAUUUAGAUACCUAAUUCAGCUUAAGUGAAUGUAAACCUGAAAUUUAUUAGUAUAAUAUUAUUGAAAUGUUAUUUUAAUUUGUUCUCAAAAUAUUUAUUUUUGAAAAGUUAAUUGAUUGCUCUUCUUUAACAAACAUAACAAUUAAAGAAGGUAGAAAGUGGUUGUUGCUCCUAAUAUGUAGAAUAUGAUUAAACUCUGUGUUUUUUUUUUGUUCUCCAUUUUUUAGGGAAUGCACUCGUGGUGGUUUCUGUAAUUUUAUGCACCUAAAGCCCAUAUCGCGAGAACUGAGAAGGGAACUAUAUGGACGAGGACGUAAAAGAAGUAGCAAGAGGUUAGUUUGAUCUUGUAAUUUCAUUAUUACAAAGGUAGCCCACAAAGUGUCCAGUGCUUUUGUUCUGUAAUGUUUUGUUUUGUCCAUUUGAGUGAUUUUGAUAGGUAUCAAUAAAAUUGCAAAACCAAACUGGAAAAAGGAGCGUAUGGUAUGAAUUAGGACAUUUGUGAACUAUUAUAAGAUGAACAUGGUGUUGACCUUUAAACAGUAAGUACAAUUAUUUCAAUGUCUUCAACUCACAGCCAUACUGAAUAUUGUGUCCUUUUUAUCAUGUAUAUGUUUUGCUGACAAAACAAUUUUUUUUUACUUAUUUAGGCUUUAGAAAAAGCAGUUCAUUGCUUACCUUAAACAUCUUAUCUUCUCCCUGUCAGUACUUAAACUGGUGCUAGAAUUCUGUUAUUUUCUGCUACGUUCACUAUGUUAAUUUCAGUACUAUUAUGUGUUCAAUGUCAGAAUAAAGCCACAUCUUUUGCAUUACUUUAUUGCGCACCUCUUUGGCCUUUUAUCAGCUCAAGACAGCAUUGGUUUUGGUGAUGUGUGUGCCCAGUUCUGUAAGAGAAGAGACAUAAAAAGGGCAAGGAAUAAUGUGCAUUUUCACUCACUGUCCGGUUGGGAAAAGAAUAGUCUGUUUUAUUACCACCCUAUUCCGCCAUGAAAUAGUGGUACAUAAAGUCAAAUCUGUAUCUGAACAUUAUUUUUUACUGAAACUGUGUUUUAAUGCCAUGGUGUUACAGCAAAUCAUCUAUGCAUAUGCUCAAGUCACCCCACGUGAACCAGCCUUUAAACAAAAUUUUAUAGUGGCCCAAGCAGGACCGUACUAUUUGUUACAUUUUUUUUCUCUCUGUCAAGAAGGGGAAUCAGUCUCUAAACAACUUGCUGUCAUAAUGGCAACAAAAUCAUCUUCUAAUCACUUUCAAAGUGUAAAAUGUCAAAUGAAUUUGGCCUUUAUUUUGAUGGUCGGCAUCUGAGUACUAACAUUUUCAUAGGAUUUCAAUGCAAUUCAAAAUAUAGAUGAUAAAGAUACUUAAAUCUUUUGCUUUUUUAUUAUUUCUAUUUGAAGGAAGUAAAAAUAUUUUAGGGAACAUUUCCCCAUCAAAUGUAAUAGUUGUGAUUUGCAAUUAAAAAUGUUAAUUACUGUAAUGGUUGUUUGGAAAUUUAGUGGGUUUAAAAUUAGUUUGAAAAUAUGUCAAGUUGGUGGUCUCUGACCCUUAUCAAGUAGUACCUUUGUAACAAAAAUAUCAUUAGAAAGAAAAUACCCUAAUGUGUUAAAAGCCUUGGGUACUAACUAUUAUUGAUAGACAAACCUCUGGAGUGCUUGAUUUUUUAAAAAAUAUUCAAUGUAAAUGUAACCUAAAUCUUUUUCUCAGGUCAAGAUCAAGGUCUCCUCCUACCAGUAGCAGUCGUCGCAGAACCCGAUCACGGAGCCGGGACCGUCGUGAUAAAAGGAGAUCGCGAUCAAGGGACAGGCAUGGACGAUUUUGAAUGAACAGAAAUAAUAGAACUCAUACUUUCUUCUUAAUAGCUAGCUAAAUUUAUUUUUCAACUCAUUUAUCUGCAUCUUUGGAGCAUCAUUUUAUCUUAUGAUUGCACAUUUAAGAAGUAUAAAAAAUGAGUUAGAAAUUCAUUUGUAAAACCAUUUAUCAUGCAUUAAGGCACAAUUUUAAGAACAUUUUUUUACAAAAAUAUUUUUCAUUAUCAUAUGUCAUGAUUAUUAAACAAGCAAUUAUUUGUUUAUUUUGUUUUUAAUUUUGCAAUUUCAUACCUGAACGCUUGAACAGUUGUUAUAUUUGAUUACUAUUUGUAUUGUUAGAGUUUUUUUGUUUUGUUUACAUUGCUAGGAUGGUACCCGUUAAACAUUAAGUUAAUGAAACUAUUUAUUUUAUAAAGUAAAAAACCAGAAUAAAUGUUUUUUUUUAGUUUAAAUUUAAAAAGCAACCACUUUUUAUCCAUAUUGUAAUAAUUGUUAUGUUAAAAUUUUGCUCUCCACAAGGGUACCUUUAUUAUUUAAUUUAAUGAUUUUUUAUUUAAAUAAAUAUUUUUUUUUUUUGUGAAAUAAAAUUCAGAAUUUUAUUUUCUGGUUGUCAAUUUUGCUUUCUUUGUACCGUAUUUCAAAUUGAUAGUAUAUUUUGGCUAAUAUCUUGGUAGUACGUUAAGAAUUUCUCCAUUGUGGCAGCACAGAUCGUUUCUUGAGAAAAUGUUAAGUUCCUGUAUCAUAGCUUUUUCAGAUCAAAGUUAAAUUUAAAUGUCACUUUCAUUCAGAUUUGAUGAUUUGAAAAGAAAAUGC